Kluyveromyces lactis is the source of this 444-nucleotide messenger RNA. RefSeq names its product Bet1p (gene BET1). Bases 1 to 444 code for a protein of 147 amino acids. Gene Ontology annotation, biological process: endoplasmic reticulum to Golgi vesicle-mediated transport. NCBI's taxonomy places the organism in Eukaryota, Fungi, Ascomycota, Saccharomycetes, Saccharomycetales, Saccharomycetaceae. The transcript has a single exon. The record is from RefSeq and is a predicted model, not a curated record.
AUGAGUUCAAACUAUAGUGGAAUGCAAGGUGAUUUGACACAGCGAGAUGCGAGUAGGACGCAAUUGUUUGCGGGUACUGACUUCUCUAAGUAUAAACAACAACAGGAUAGACCAAGUUCGCCGUUUGAUAGACCAUCCCCAGGGGUAGAUUAUUCUCAAGCAACACUUUCGCAGCUCGAGUCUCAAAGUGAUGAACAAAUGAAUACCAUGAGUGAAAAGAUCAACGCACUAAAGAAUUUAUCUCUACGAAUGGGAGAUGAGAUUCGUGGUAGCAAUCAGACCUUAGAUCAGUUAGGAAACGUUUUUGAACAGACUAGCAACCGUUUGAAAAGGACUUUCAAGAGAAUGAUGGUGAUGGCUCAGAAUUCUCGCAUUCCAUUAAAAAUAUGGUUCAUAAUAUUUGGUGUUCUGACACUUUUGUUCUUCUACGUCUGGAUACGUUGA